Molecule: messenger RNA, 1391 nt
Organism: Chlamydomonas reinhardtii
Lineage: Eukaryota; Viridiplantae; Chlorophyta; Chlorophyceae; Chlamydomonadales; Chlamydomonadaceae
Exons: 4
Coding region: 232-681 (149 amino acids)
Source: RefSeq, a predicted model, not a curated record
CGUAAGCAAGGCACGGCUUUUCGUCGCCCAUUCGGCUUCCAGUGCCAUUCCGUCAACUGCCGCUACGUCGUUUGAGCCCGUUGCCAAGCCUGCAGUAACAUAGCGCUCUCGUGAUACCUACGAGUUUAUCCGGCGAGUAUUCAAGUAUCUGUCACGCCUUCUGCCUAAAAGCCGUGCUGCAGAACGCGACCGUGUCAUUUCCUCUUGUCGAAAGUCGGUAAAAGGCAAAUAAUGGCCUCUAUGUCCACCAAGACUGUUGAGGAGGUUGUAAAAGACCUUACAAAGUUGUUGGAGAAGUGCGAGGGCGACGGCUUUGAACCAGGCUGGUGGCAUGCAUGGAAUUACCUGGGCGACGACUGCCGCUGCGCUGGCGAGGGGUUCGAAGAAGUCAAGAAGCUCCUGGGUACGGAGCAACAAGCCCUGCUAGAAAGGAUCCGUGAGGCCCACCGUGAAUCAGCGCGCCAAAUCAAUGAGAAGAUUGACCAGACGCGGCGUGACGAGAUCCGGAAGGAGGGCAAGCCUUGCAGCGAGUGCUGCCAGUGCGGCGCUGGGGAGGUGUACUGCAUGGGCACCUUCUGCUGGGGCCCCCCAACCGGCAAUGGCUACAGCGAGGCUGAUGAGUACAAGUGCGCCGCCUGCUUCCGGCAGUGGAAUGGCCCGGUCACAACCUACCACGACUGAGCGACGGACAUGUGGGAUGGAUGCAUCAUGCAUGGUGUGGCAGGGGAAGGCGAACGGCCAUGUGAUGACAUCAUAUGUGUGCACUGUGUGUGAAUGCAUGGAUGUGAUGUAAUGUGGGCUCUUGCCUGCUCUGCUAGCGUGCCGGGUAAUCCUGUACCGUACGGCAUCCUGUUACAUGCAAGGCCCUUAAAUCCGGUAUCCGUGUCCUGUAUCCAGGUUGUAACCGACUGCGUGCUACCUGUUGACAGUUAUUAGUAUCUGAGAAGUGAAAGCUAGUGUGAAUGCUAGUAUCUGUCUGGCUAGUAUCUGUCUGGCUGCAACCUUAAGACUAAGGAGGACUGCCGGUCCUGCAUGGGGUACAGCACACGCUUUCCCCUCUCACUACGCUACGCGCUUCCCCGAGUGUUUGCCUAGUUGGCUGACCGGACAGCCGUUUCACAACAGAUGGCGUCCUUUACCCUGCCCCAUUGCUCCCAUAUGUCGGUGAGGGGCAUAUCCAGGGCGUACAGCUUUCAUGACUGGGCGUAUUGACUGGCAAUUUCGCCCACUCUCGCUCCUGAUGCAACCUGUGACGACCGUCAGUUUGCGGGCUGGCGGUAUCGCUUGAGGGCUAGCCCCAUAAGGACAAGGGGUGUCAGCUUUGUACAGCUGGAAAAUGGGCUGAGCCCCCGUACGCUUGGGAGCUAAUAAGCAUGUAACGCCCCGUCAGA